GCUUAAUAUUGUCAUUAAAUAUUUUUUUUGGCAAUUUUAGAUGUGUUACUUGUUUGUGUUUUGAUGUGGCAUGUGCAGUUUUAAUAUAAUGUGUUUCAUUUUCUAUUUUUAUGUUAUCUUUAUUUGUGGUUUUUACAACUUUCGGGCUUAUGAGGGAUUGUGAGGCUCCUGUAUCUAUUAAAAAUCGCCCUCCUAAUUCAUUUAUAUAAAUGUAAGGGAGGCGACUGUAGUUUUGUAUAUUGUUCAUGAAAACUACGUUGCUAGGUGUUUUUCCACCUCCAACAGAAAAUUUUCGUCUAAGGUUUCCUCAUGUGAAUUUUUCUCGAGGUCUUCCUCGGAGGGUUGUUGUUCUUCUUCAUUAUAGUCUAGUUCCUGAUAAUGCAUUUUAUUUUUAUUUUCCGAAUUUUCUGAAGGUUUUUUGAACUGAUCUUUCUUUUGGAAAAUAUUUGGUUUUUGUUGGAACGACGAUUUAUUUGUGCUCGCGGCAUUUUUUGAAGAGUUUGAUUUAUUCUGUUGCAUUCGCCUAUUGCGCAAUUUUGUUUCUUCUUGUUUAGCUACCGUAAUCGCUUGUUCUAGGUUUUCUUCAUGUUUUAGUCGAAUAAGAAUAGCUGUAAUGGGAUUCAAUUUAUCUAAGAACGUAUCUAAAGCCAUUUGCUCGUAAUAGGUACGUUUAGUAGGUUCUAAGGAUAUUAAUGUACUCAUUAAAUUUCUAAUCUUAUCGCCAAAUGCUUCUAAGGAAUUAUUUUCUCUAUUUGUUUGAAUUAAUUCUUGGACCAAUUGCAGUUCGGUACGAAAUUCGCCAAAUUUUCUUUGUAAUGCGUUUUUAAUUUCCGGCCAGGUUUUAGCACCUGGGCUUUGAGAUAGCGCCUCAACAGCUCUACCCGUCAAUUUAUUUCUAAUUAAACAACAAAUGUAUUGAUCAUCUCUACUGUUUACAAUUAAAUUGAAUGCAUUUUCUACACUUUCAAUAUAAAAUGCAAGGGUUCUUUUGUUGCCAUCGUAUGUAGGUAACAAUUUCGCGAAUGUGGAAGGUUCAGCGCAUACUGUUGGCUUUUCUUCCACGAAGGACCCUCACCUAGGUUUUUCUUAUCGGAAGCCAUUUUAAUCUAACGAAUAAAAAGAACUCAAAAACAAGGAGGUCGUCACAAAUGUAUGAAAAUUAUUUUCACAACACUAAGAGCGCUUGUAGACGUCCGUUUUUUUCACCGGAUAACGGACCGUGAAUAAACGGCUAUCCUUGUAUACAUAUUUUUUUUACCGGAUGGAUGGACUGCCGUCUAUAUGCGUUAGUUUUGAACUGGUAGUCAGAGAUUACACACGUGUGAAAUGUCGAAUAAUAAGAAAAAAAAACUCGUAUUGGCCUACUAUUUGUACAAGAAGAAACAAAAAGAAAUAGAAAAACGUAAAAGGUCAUCGUGGGUGCAUCCUAUAUUAUUGGAAAGGGAAAAAUAUGGUGCAUUUCAAACUCUUUUUACGCAGUUGGAAGAAGAUGAAACUAAAUUUUACAAUUAUUUUCGGAUGAAGAAAGAAACCUUUCAACUAUUAUUAACAGCCAUAUAUGAUAAAAUAAGACACGAGGAUACUGACAUGCGUAAAUCUAUUUCCCCGGCAGAGAGAUUAGCCGUUACGAUAAGAUAUUUAGCUGCAGGGAACACAUUUAGUGAUCUACAUUACAGUUUCAGAAUGGGUAUAAAAACUAUCAGCUGUAUUGUACAAGAAGUAUUUGAAGCAUUGUGGGAAACCCUUUCUCCAAUUUAUAUGAAACUACCAUCGGAAGACGAAUGGUUAACAAUAGCAAAAAAUUUCGAGACCAAUGCAAAUUUUCCUCAUUGCUUGGGAGCCAUUGACGGAAAACAUAUUAGAAUCAUCAAGCCAGAAGAAAGUGGAUCAAUGUUUUUCAACUACAAGCUCUAUUUCUCAAUAGUAUUAAUGGCCGUGGUAGACACAAACUAUAAUUUUGUUUUUAUUGAUGUUGGAGCCUACGGCAAAGAAUGCGAUUCAGCAGUAUUUAAAGAAACAGAAUUUUGGAAAAGAAUAGUAGGCGAUAAAUUAAAUAUUCCUCGACCUAAGCAGUUGCCAGGUGCAGGCAGUGAGUUACCUUAUGUAUUUGUUGCUGAUGAAGCUUUCGCUUUACAUCAACACGUACUUCGUCCUUACGGUGGGCAUCAACUUGACUCAAUAAAAAAAAUUUUCAAUUAUCGUCUCACAAGAGCGCGACGCUACGUCGAAUGCGCAUUUGGUAUUUUAUCCAAUAAAUGGAGGAUUUUGCAUAGACCAUUAAAUGUUUCAACAGAUACUGCUGUUAACAUUGUAAAAACAUGCUGCUUAUUACAAAACAUAAUUCAUAAAGUAGAGGGUAUUGCUAAUAAUGCUACUGACACUGCUAGUUCACACAUGGUGUCUACUCUAUGCCAUUUGCCUCGUUCCCAUUCAACACGAGGUAAUGUAACAGCAAAUAUGAUUCGUAACAAAUAUGCAGAGUAUUUCAUGUCACCAGUAGGGCGUGUACCCUGGCAAAAUCAACAUGCAUAAAAAUAAUGAAAAUAAAGGUCAUAGCUCAUUAGAGCCACCCGGCACCCACUCCGCACCGCCUCGUCGCACGGCGUCAACUCGUUGUCGACAGGUGGUCCACGGGUGGACACCGUGUUAUCACCAAUAAACGUCGCGCGGUCAACCAGUGGACCUCGCAUCGUCACCCAGUGGACCCCGCGCUGGCCGCUGGUGGACGCCGCGUGGUCUACCACUGGAGACCGGUUAGUCCAGGAAUUUUCGUGUAGUCUGUUAACAAUUGGCACUACGUCUACACGUGCGCUUCAUAAUGUUAAAUUUUACAAACCGUGAAUUGGCACUCAUAGCUGUAGCGCUUGAUGCAGAAGAAAAUGAAAGACCCAAGAGAAAAAGGAAAGCUUAUUGGGUGCACGAAAUGUUUAAACAAAGAAAAAAAGAGGGCGAAUAUUGGACAGCUCGUAGGCAUUUGCUAGCCGACGAGAAAAAAAUUUUUUCCUACUAUCAUAUGCCGCAAAGUGUGUUUUAUAACAUACUGUCUCAUAUUGAAGACUCCAUAUCUAAGCAAAACACAAGAUUCAGAGAAGCGAUCACACCCGAAGAGAAAUUGGCUGUGACUUUAAAGUAAGUAAAUAAAGUUAUUACUUUAGUUUUUUUUACCUCUUGGUAUGAUCCAUGUGUCAUUUUAAUAACAAUUUAGUUUUUGACCGGUAUAUAUGUAAGUAUGUAUGUGUGUAUAAGUAAAACAAUGUAAGAGUAUCUUAAAUCAACCUUUAUUUUCGUAAUAUUGACAUAAUUUUGUCACUAAUUAAGUACUUACUAAUCACAUUUUUAAAAAUCAGGUAAAUCUUUUUCAGUAUUUAAAAAACAGGUAAAUUUUUUUCAGUAUUAGUCAAGACUGGUGUGUUCACCUCUGUGGCAUUCCUUUCUGUAUCAUAAUUCGUUGUAGUACUGUAUCCAGAAGGGCCUGCUGUUAAAUAAUUUCCCGAAGGUCCUGGCGUUGAAUAAUUAUUACUGUCGUAGUAAUUAUUUCCUUUUUCAUUGAUUUCUCGGAGUUCCAUUUGCGAAACAAUAUUAAAAAUUUGAGAUUUCAUAAUUGCUUUGUUGUAUUCAUUAAAUUUCUUCACCGUUGCAGCUAUACCAUAAAAAAAUUUGUCAAUAUCAUCUUCAUUUUUUUCAUCUUUUUCUUUUAAUAUAUAUUUCAUUAACAAUGACGAUGCAGAAGAUCUGUCUUCGUCAAGUACUCUGGGCUUUUUUAUAUUUGAAAACUUGGAUUUCUUUGUAGAGGACUCAGAUAAUGUUGGACGAUCUUCUAUUAUUGAAAUAUCCGAUUGGCAAUCGGGAGCAGACAACUGCGAAUCUUCAUUGACGGUACUUUCUGUAUCAUCACUAUCUCUGAGUAGUGAAGAUACAGUUGCUCUUUCUUUAUAAAAGGGUGUCAAAAAAUUCAUUUCAUCCUCGAAUUGCCAUUUUUUAACUGAGACUGCUGCUUGACCGCUUUUGGUAUUUUUUUUCUUAAUAGCCCUACGAUGAGCUUCCCUUAAAUUGGACCACGUUUUCUUGCACAUUGGUACUGAAAAAAAUAAAUAGUCAAUUAAAUACAAUUCACUUUUUUACAGCCUAUUUUGUGUAAUACAAAAUUAAAAACUUCUUUGUUUCAGAUAUUUGACGAGUGGCACUUCAGUCAGAAAUUUAUCUACAAGCUUUAGAUUAGGCGAAACAACUAUUAGGUCAAUAAUUAAGGAAGUGUGCAAAGCUGUUAUUGACAAAAUGAUGAGUGUUUAUAUGCCAACGCCUACAGCUGAAGAUUGGGAAAAAAUUACGGAAGGGUUUAGUGACAGGUGGAAUUUCCCAAACUGCAUUGGUGCCAUAGAUGGCAAGCAUAUAAAUAUAAUAGCUCCACCCAACAGCGGAUCGCUCUACUACAACUAUAAAAAACAUUUUUCGAUAGUUCUCUUGGCCAUAGUCGAUGAUAAAUACAGAUUUACAGUUGUUGACAUCGGUGCUUAUGGCAAAAACAGCGACGGUGGUAUUUUUGCAUCUUCAAAAAUUGGAAAACGAAUUCAAAAUAAUAGGUUCAAUAUUCCAAGUGACAAAGCAUUGCCCGGGACAAACGUAGCACUUCCACAUGUUUUCGUGGGCGAUGAGGCAUUUCCGUUACAAAAGAACAUAAUGAGGCCAUAUUCUCGUUCUCAACAACUAUCUCAGGACCAAAAAGAAUUUAACAAUCGCCUGUCACGCGCACGCAAAGUAGUCGAAGAUGCAUUCGGAAUAUUAUACCAAAAGUUUGAAAUAUACAAUAAAAAUAUUCGUUUAAAUCCAGACAUGGUUGAUAAUGUUGUUUUGACAACAUGUAUAUUGCAUAAUGUAAUGCGAACUUAUAAUAUCGAAAGUAACGAAGAGUACUGUUCCAGACCCAGGCCAGCGCAUCAUAACCUGCAUCAGGAGGCGUUCAAUGAUCUACGUCACAUUGGUGGAAUCACUACUGCUUUUAACAUACGUGAUUCGUUUGCUGCUUAUUUCAAAUCAUCGGUUGGACAGCUUCCAUGGAAUACUUAAUUUGCUUACUCGUAUUAUCAAUUUUUUUAUGAAUCACUAAUCAUCAAAUGUCAUAUAUGUGGAUCUCUAGUUAAUAACGAAUUAUGUGGUAGUACCUUGUUUCACAUAACAACGUUUGAAACAAUAUGGUCUCUUGUUUGAUUUACAUUGUAGGUUACAUAUCAUUUUUGUCCAUUACUAGCUUGCAAUGUUACCAAAUUAAAAUUAGACUAAAUGAACAUUAUGCAAAACAAGGGACAACCGAAUUAAGCACCAAUCUGUUGUACUAUCUUUUAUUUAAUAUUUUUAAUACAUAAAUAAUACCCGUUACCUGUUACCGCUAAGGUGUUGCUUAUUUCUGUCCAUGCUUCUUCCUUUUUUACAUUGUCACUGUACUUCGAGUCACUUAGAUCAUAUAAUAAAGUAUAUUUACGAACUUC
Messenger RNA from Plodia interpunctella (Indianmeal moth), 5483 nucleotides. RefSeq lists its product as uncharacterized. The coding region runs from base 1327 to 2532 and encodes 401 amino acids. The record is from RefSeq and is a predicted model, not a curated record. The transcript has 2 exons. NCBI's taxonomy places the organism in Eukaryota, Metazoa, Arthropoda, Insecta, Lepidoptera, Pyralidae.